Molecule: messenger RNA, 676 nt
Organism: Vitrella brassicaformis
Lineage: Eukaryota; Vitrellaceae
Source: the annotation of a GenBank genome assembly
CGAGGAGCACCACCUACGCCAUUCGCUGCUUUCUGAUCCAUAUUGCAGUGGCAGCGGUGUGUUUAUGUAUGUCCGGGCGGAUCUCCUCACGGCGCCUUGAGACGCUCUCCCGUCAGCUGAGCCCUCGUCAGAGGAUGGCGGACCCCUGCCCCAUCACCACCCAUGUGCUGGACACCAGCUCCGGCAUGCCGGCGUCAAAUCUGAUGAUCAGGCUAGAGAAGAAGGACGAGGCGUCGGGCGAAUGGCAUCCGCUCAAAACCAUGAGGACAAACAACGACGGUGAGAGAGAAAUGCCGGCGGAGUGAGUGGCGCAUUCAGAUCUGUGCCUGUCAUGAUCUCUCAGGUCGGUGUCCAGGCUUCACUCAAGGCCACAAGGUGAGAGAUGAAGGCUCUGCAGAGAGAUGGCGACAGUCGUGAAUGACGCUCUCUCUCUCUGUGUUGCGGUGUCCCUUGUGCAGCUCGAAAAUUGUCUCUAUCGAAUCACUUUUGAGACUGCCGAUUACUUCCGGCAGCAGGGGAAGCCGUGUUUCUACCCCGAGGUGGUCAUCACCUUCCUGGUGGAGUACCCCGAGCAGCACUAUCACGUGCCCAUCAUACUGGGGCCUUACGGCUACUCCACUUAUAGAGGCUCUUAGCACUCACUCAUUGCAUGUGGUGCGUGUGUGUGAUGUGUGAC